UCGUCAAACCUAAAUAAUGUUAAAAUUUACACGAUCUCCGGCUCUGGUUCCCGUGCAAUGCCCGACUGGUUAGAGAGAAAAAAGAAAAAAUUUUUAAAGCAUGAUCCAGAUUGGCGUUCAAGAGUCGAACUGAUUCAAGAUUUUGAGUUCCCAGAGGCUUCUAUUCGAGCUAGAACCACUAGGGACGGACGUUUUGUAAUGGCUACAGGUGUUUAUAAACCUCAAAUUCGGGUGUUCGAGUAUGCCGAAAUGGCGAUGAAAUUUGAUCGUCAUACAGACUCGGAGAACAUUAACUUUGUGAUAUUAUCUGACGAUUGGACCAAAUCAGUAUUAUUACAAAAUGACAGAACGAUUGAAUUCCACACACAAGGCGGUAUAUAUUAUAAAACAAGAAUACCAAAGUUUGGCAGAGACUUGGCUUAUCAUUAUCCUACAUGCGAUCUUCUAAUUACUGCUGCAUCAUAUGAAGUAUAUCGAUUAAACUUAAAUCAAGGCCGAUUUUUAAACCCUAUUUCUACUGAUGCCACAUCUGGAGUCAAUGUUUGUGUAAUAAAUCCAGCUCAUCAACUUUUUGGAUUUGGAACACAAGACGGCGUUGUAGAAUUUUGGGAUCCUAGAUCACGAUCUCGUGUUGGAUUGUUAGCACCUUCUUUUCCAGUAGAAGAAUCUAACGAGCAGGGAUUUCAAGUUACCGCAAUGUCAUACAGAAAUGAUGGACUUUCUUUGGCAGUAGGAACUUCAACGGGUCACAUAUUGUUAUAUGAUCUAAGAAAUUCCUCACCAUGGUUAGUCAAAGAUCAUCAAUAUGGUUACCCGAUAAAAAGUAUAAAUUGGUAUGAUAAUGCUACAGGUGACGGUGGCCGAGGAAAAGUAAUUAGUGCAGAUUGCAAAAUUAUGAAAAUAUGGGAUCGGGAAAAUGGUGCACAUUUUACCUCGAUGGAGCCUAACACUGAUAUCAACGAUCUGUGUGUUGUGCCCGAUUCAGGAUUAAUUUUUAUGGCUAACGAGGGUAUACAAAUUGGCGCAUAUUAUAUACCUUCAUUAGGCCCUGCACCAAGGUGGUGCUCAUUUUUGGACAACUUAACAGAAGAAAUGGAAGAAAAUCCGCAACCAAAUAUUUAUGAUGAUUAUAAAUUUGUUACGAGAAAAGAAUUGUCAAGCCUCGGUAUGGAUCAUUUGAUCGGAACCAACGUCAUGAAACCGUACAUGCAUGGAUUUUUCGUUGAUUUGCGAUUAUAUGAACAAGCAAAACUUAUAUCAAAUCCAUUCGCUUAUGCGGAAUAUCGAGAAAAAGUUAUUAAAGAUAAAUUAGAAGCGAAGCGCGAGUCACGUAUACGUGCUACUAAACAAUUGCCUAAAGUUAACAAGGAUUUAGCAAAUCGACUGUUACGUUCAUCUGAGAAAAAGAAGAAAGGAGCCCAGGAAGCGACAAACCUUCUCCAAGACAAAAAAUUUAUCGAACUAUUCACCAACCCAGAAUAUGAAGUUGACAAGAACACUACGGAAUAUCAAUUGUCUCACCCUACCGGUUUCACUGCUAGCACAAUUAAAUCUCCAAGAAAAGCGUCGCCAAAAAACGGUUGGGGACUUGAUUGCGCAAUAGGAGAACAGCUAGGAAGAACGUUUUCAGUGGGCUUUGAUGCUAGACCAGAUUUUACGGUUUUAAAUGCCUCCACACAAAUGGCGCCCACGAAACUUCAAGACACUGAAUUAGAACGUCACGUAGAUGGCAAAAAUAAUUCAGGGAUUGCAAACGUGCCAGGACUUAACAUUGCAGCAGCGAAGACUACAGUCGCUGUUACGAGUUCACUCCCCAAAAUCGACGAUCAUGUAAGUAACUCGACUGUUGAAAAUAGAUGUGACAGCUUUUCAG
Molecule: messenger RNA, 1873 nt
Organism: Racocetra persica
Lineage: Eukaryota; Fungi; Glomeromycota; Glomeromycetes; Diversisporales; Gigasporaceae
Source: the annotation of a GenBank genome assembly